Priceomyces carsonii is the source of this 579-nucleotide messenger RNA. RefSeq lists its product as uncharacterized. Lineage: Eukaryota; Fungi; Ascomycota; Pichiomycetes; Serinales; Debaryomycetaceae. The transcript has a single exon. Gene Ontology annotation, cellular component: endoplasmic reticulum; endoplasmic reticulum membrane. Bases 1 to 579 code for a protein of 192 amino acids. The record is from RefSeq and is a predicted model, not a curated record. Gene Ontology annotation, biological process: intracellular protein transport; endoplasmic reticulum to Golgi vesicle-mediated transport.
AUGAGUAUUCAAAUGACAUUAGUUUUUGGUCUUAUGACCGCUGAGAUGGCUUAUUUACUAGUCUUGCUAUUACCAUUACCAUUCGCAAUUAGAAAGAAGAUACUUCAGCUUUCUGAAAUGGUUAAAUCGUCUCAGAGAUUUAAAGUAACCCUAAUAUUUUUCACCAUAUUGUUAGGAAUGCAGUUCAUGGACUGCUUGAAUAGAUUAAAAAAAUUAGAAUUCCAAAGAAAUCCUUAUUUUACUCAAGACUAUCAACCGCAAAGAAUUUCAUAUGAUCAAUUAGCUUCCAAAUUCUAUUCACAAAGAAAUUUGUAUAUUACUGGUGCAGUGUUGUAUUUGGAGUUAUCAAUAUUUACGGUCAUGAAAGUAUUCAAAAAAAUAGUCUUAAAAGAAGAAUCAUUUAGGUCAUUGCUGUCAAAAGUGCCACCAAAAGAAGAUGAAGAGGUUGAAAAAUACAAAUCUUUGAUAAAGAAGAAGCAGCUUGAUAUUGAUACAUUUAGGAAACAAAUAGAAGGAUUACAAGCUUCUUAUGAUGAUCUCAAUAAAAAUGAAUCUGAAUACGACAAAAAGACAGAAUAA